AUGGCAUCUCUACGAAAAUCCGUCUUGAUCACCGGCUGCACCGACGGCGGCAUCGGUGCAGCCCUCGCUGAAGUAUUCCACGAGAAAGGCUACCAUGUCUUUGCAACCCUACGGAACCUAUCUAAACUGCCCCGGACCCUCUCCGGUGCAGCCAAUGUGACGCCCCUCAAUCUCGACGUGACGUCUUCGGAGUCCAUCGCCGCCGCCGUCGAGAGUGUCACCAAAGAAACCGACGGCCGACUCGAUAUUCUAGUCAACAAUAGCGGCGUGAACUUCCCAAUGCCAGCUCUAGACACUCCGAUCGCUGAGGCCAAGGCACUCUUCGACAUUAACUUUUGGGGGGCGCUUGCCAUGCUCCAGGCCUUUGCACCUCUUUUGAUCAAGGCCAAGGGCUGCCUCGUUAAUAACGCGUCUGCGAACGCUAUUUCUCCCAUGGCGUUUCUGAGUACCUACAAUAGUUCCAAGGCCGCUCUGGCCACAGGUAGCGAGACGUGGCGGCACGAGCUUAAACCUCUUGGAGUUCGAACCUUAACCCUUAUAACCUGUGCUGUGAGGACUCAUAAUCACCUCAAGACACCGCGACUCCAGGUCCCCGAAACUUCACACUAUUAUGCGAUCCGGGACUUUAUUCACAGCAUCUUGGACGGUCGACUCCAGAAUAAUGCUAUUACUGCGAGGCAAUAUGCAACCAAAGUAGUGCGAGAAAUAGAAAAGGGGUCAACAGGAAUGGUCUGGGUGGGUACGAGCGCCUCGUUGUUCCAUUGGGUAUGGUGGCUGUCGCCUAAGUCGAUCUUUGACAUGGUAAUUGAAAGUGUUGUCCCCGCUCAGGGUGAGAUGGCGAAAGUCUCGGGAAAGAAAAAGGCCUAG
Hypoxylon trugodes is the source of this 867-nucleotide messenger RNA. Its product is annotated as NAD(P)-binding protein. NCBI's taxonomy places the organism in Eukaryota, Fungi, Ascomycota, Sordariomycetes, Xylariales, Hypoxylaceae. Gene Ontology annotation, cellular component: endoplasmic reticulum; lipid droplet. The transcript is spliced from 3 exons. Gene Ontology annotation, biological process: triglyceride catabolic process; phosphatidic acid biosynthetic process. The record is from RefSeq and is a predicted model, not a curated record. Gene Ontology annotation, molecular function: acylglycerone-phosphate reductase (NADP+) activity; triacylglycerol lipase activity. Bases 1 to 867 code for a protein of 288 amino acids.